AUGACUACUCUUCAGGUUGAUCAUAUUCGUGCUAAGUUUCAUAUUGAUGAUUACAACCAAAAAGCACCUGAUGUCGCUAGACAAUUUGAACGAAUUCAUGAUGAAGUAAAUCCAAAUGUUGUAAUGACUUUUGGAGGUGAUGGUACAUUUUUGAAAGCAUUUCAUGAGAAUUAUCAUUUACAAUUACCAUACCUUGGUAUCAAUUGUGGAAAUCUUGGUUAUUUAAUUAAUCCUAUACAAGAAGUAAUGGAUUCAAUUGAAAAAAAUAAACCACUUAAAUGUUAUUCGUAUCCUUGUCUUAAAGUCGAUGCCUCAAAUGGAAGUACUCAGUUAUCCACUCAGUUCGCAUUCAAUGACGCAUGGAUUGAACGUUUAAAUGGUCAGUGUUGUUGGUUUGAAGUUAUUAUUAAUGGGGUUGUACGAAUACCUAAGUUGUGUUGUGAUGGAAUUGUUGUAUGUACACCAGCAGGAAGUACUGGAUAUUCUAAGUCUAUUGGAGUAAUGCCAAUUCCACCAAAUGCUAAUAUGAUUGGAUUUGUUCCAAAUAAUGCAAGUUAUCCUCUUGGAAUAAGACCAUUAUACUUACCAUUAGAUACAGAAGUUAUUAUUAAGAAUAUUCAACCAAAUAGAAGGAAAACUCGUGGGUUUUAUGAUGGUGUAGAAUUAAGUGAAAUUACUGAAUUAAAAAUAAAAGUAAUUGAAAAUGGAUGCAGAGUAAUUUAUGCCCAUGAAGAAAAUUUAAAUAAAACAUAUAUCAAUAAAGUAACUAAGGGUUUCUUUGAAUAA
Messenger RNA from Entamoeba dispar SAW760, 786 nucleotides. Its product is annotated as poly(p)/ATP NAD kinase, putative. Gene Ontology annotation, biological process: NADP+ biosynthetic process; NAD+ metabolic process. The record is from RefSeq and is a predicted model, not a curated record. NCBI's taxonomy places the organism in Eukaryota, Evosea, Mastigamoebida, Endamoebidae. The transcript has a single exon. The coding region runs from base 1 to 786 and encodes 261 amino acids. Gene Ontology annotation, molecular function: NAD+ kinase activity.